AUGGACUUUCCGAAUCAGUACCAAAGUACCGAGGCAAAGCAUCUCGAAGUCUUCUUUCUCCUGACGCAGUCGCAUAAGAUCUGCAAACCCGCAUCUGGUCUUUCAUCAAAUUAUUCUUCGUUCGACGUCUUCUUCUCGAACUCUAUUCGUUUUCCUUUCUUAGAUUACAUUGACCUUUUCCCCGUUGAAUAUUCUACCCUUCUGCUAAAGCUGUUGCUCUUCAUUGGCCUGUUCCUUAUCUUGAAGAGAACAAUCGGUGGCUCGACCCCCUCCCCCUCAAUGUCCGGGAUUCCUGUGCAUGCUCCCGAGGCAGGAGGGGCAAUCCAUAGGUCUGGCUCGAUCCAGCCGAAGGGCGCGAUGGACACUGCUGAAAUCGAUAAGAUUGAGCCACCCGGUAUGCGAAACGCCAUAAAGCAAACGAAUGUAGUACCUCUUCUCAAUUACAUGGAUCCUAGGCCUAUGGGUUCGUCAGUAGAGAGAAUUCCUAUUGACCGGGCUUACUAUCCUGCUGAUAAAGUGCUGAAGCUGCCCUAUGAGUUAGCUGCUCUCGAGCUCCUGCCUUCAUUCCGACCCGUUAGCUUAGAAGGAACUCCUUCUAGGGACCUGGCUUUCUAUUCGCUUAGGAGGUUGACUCAGAUACCGGACUAA
This is a messenger RNA of Striga asiatica, 648 nucleotides long. The record is from the annotation of a GenBank genome assembly. NCBI's taxonomy places the organism in Eukaryota, Viridiplantae, Streptophyta, Magnoliopsida, Lamiales, Orobanchaceae.